AGAAUCAACCUUUAACAGCCAGAUUCCACUGUGACGAUUUUGUUUCUGGGAAGGUACGAGGCAGGUAAGUGAGCACCUGCAUUUUCGUACAUUUAUUCUUCCCACUCUUCCUCUACCUCCCAAGGUUAUCUCGUCACCGACCUCAAAUUUCUUACACCUUUUCCUUCCUCUCUUCUUUUUUUUUUCCAAGGAAAAAAAAAUUGGACUCUCAACUUCAAGGUACUCCUAGAGUUCCAAUUUAAUUAUCCUACAUUCACUUUAUCUUCUUCUCGCCUACAAUCAAUCAUGUCUGAACAGACGGCUCCCACCCCCGAGGGCGAUCGCACUGCGCAGUGCGCAUCUUGCCUCGACUCCCUUCCCGCAACAGAGAUGCAUACGCUUCCCUGUUUGCAUUCUUAUUGCGCCGACUGCGCGCGCAUGUUGUUUCGGCUGUCCUUCCAGAGCGAUGGAAGCUUUCCACCUCGCUGCUGCAACGAACCAGUCGACCUCACGCCGCGAUUGGUUACCGCCCUUGGCGAAGAAAUCUGGUCCGUAUACAUUGCGAAGCGCAAGGAGUCCAAGACCGACACGCGCAUUUACUGCAGCAAUGCCGACUGCGGAUCCUUCAUCCAGGAUGAAUACAGAUUCACUGGAUUCGCCAUUUGCAGCGAAUGCAAAUCCUUAACCUGCAUGGAGUGUAAAGCUCCAUGCCACGAUGGGGAUUGUAAUCCCCACGACCCAUUGGCCGAGCUAAGAGAGCUCGCCAAGAAGGAAGGAUGGCUACAAUGCUAUAAAUGUGGCAAUAUCAUCGAGAAGGUUGAUGGCUGCGAUCGCAUCGCAUGUACCUGUGGCGUAAAGGUUUGCUACAAGUGCUCCAAGGACAUCGAGGAAUGCACUUGUAAGAAGGACAACGGCCCCCCCGCCCAUGGCGUACAGGAGGAUGGUGAAGGCGGUGCAGCCCCUCCCGAAAUGGCCCCUCCCGACAUAGCUGCUCCCGAAGCGGCUGCCCUCGAUCCGGCUGCCCUCAAUCCAGCUCCAGCUGAUGUGGCCCCUCCUGGCUCGAACCCUCCUGCCACGACCAGCGAGUUACCUCCUCCCUCCCGACGGGAUAAUCAACCCGAGAAUGGCUGUAAUCACCAUUCCAAGAAAGAGCGAGUAGAGCACAUCGUGGCAUGCCCACGAUGCCAACGCUCUGUAUCCUCGUACAUCAUACAGUGCAAAAGAUGUGGUCUCCACGCUUGUUGGAGAUGCUACAAACUUAUGCGGCACGAUGAGAAGAAGAAUCGUACUUCUUAGGGACAAUGAUGGUUAUGGGGUUUCUUGCAAGAAAGGUGCAGCUUUAGGGAGAAGUUGCUGUCGAUAGCUUGACCCGAUAACUUUGCUGUGCUUUCUCAUAAUGGAUAUUAUAAAUUGAUUACAAGAAAAUGAGUUUGACUAAAU
Annulohypoxylon maeteangense is the source of this 1419-nucleotide messenger RNA. RefSeq lists its product as uncharacterized. Gene Ontology annotation, cellular component: cytoplasm; ubiquitin ligase complex. The transcript has 2 exons. Gene Ontology annotation, biological process: protein polyubiquitination; ubiquitin-dependent protein catabolic process; positive regulation of proteasomal ubiquitin-dependent protein catabolic process. Bases 286 to 1275 code for a protein of 329 amino acids. Gene Ontology annotation, molecular function: ubiquitin protein ligase activity; zinc ion binding; ubiquitin conjugating enzyme binding. The record is from RefSeq and is a predicted model, not a curated record. Lineage: Eukaryota; Fungi; Ascomycota; Sordariomycetes; Xylariales; Hypoxylaceae.